Molecule: messenger RNA, 1711 nt
Organism: Artibeus jamaicensis (Jamaican fruit-eating bat)
Lineage: Eukaryota; Metazoa; Chordata; Mammalia; Chiroptera; Phyllostomidae
Gene: HGD
Product: homogentisate 1,2-dioxygenase
Exons: 14
Coding region: 186-1523 (445 amino acids)
Biological process (GO): L-phenylalanine catabolic process
Cellular component (GO): cytoplasm
Molecular function (GO): homogentisate 1,2-dioxygenase activity
Source: RefSeq, a predicted model, not a curated record
CCUACUUUACCAGUUAGGUCAUUCUUGUCAUUAGUUUUGGGUGACCUGCUGACCAGUGAGCACAGCAAAGUAGUGAGAACAAGAACAUUCAGAGAGUGGUUUGAAGAAGAAACAGAAGCAUUUUGGCUUCAUACCCUAUCUGGGCUCGAGUUCCCUGAAAUCACCGCACGUGCAGUGGAAGGAAAAUGGCAGAAUUGAAGUACAUUUCUGGAUUUGGGAACGAAUGUGCCUCAGAGGACCCUCGCUGCCCUGGUGCCCUGCCAGAAGGACAGAACAAUCCUCAAGUUUGUCCCUACAAUUUGUAUGCUGAGCAGCUCUCAGGAUCAGCUUUUACUUGUCCUCGGAGCACCAAUAAGAGAAGUUGGCUGUAUAGGAUUCUCCCUUCAGUUUCUCACAAGCCCUUUGAGUCCAUUGACCAAGGCCAUGUCACUAACAGCUGGGAUGAAGUUGAUCCUGAUCCUAACCAGCUUAGGUGGAAACCAUUUGAGAUUCCAAAAGCAUCUCAGAAGAAGGUGGACUUCGUGAGUGGCCUGCACACCUUGUGUGGAGCUGGAGACAUCAGGUCUAACAAUGGGCUUGCCAUCCACAUAUUCCUCUGCAACACCUCCAUGAAGGACAGAUGCCUUUACAAUUCAGAUGGGGACUUCUUGAUUGUUCCCCAGAAAGGGAAACUUCUCAUUUACACUGAGUUUGGCAAGAUGCUUGUGCAGCCCAAUGAGAUCUGCGUCAUUCAGAGAGGAAUGCGGUUCAGCGUAGAUGUCUUCGAGGAGACCAGGGGGUACAUCCUGGAGGUCUAUGGCAUCCACUUCGAGUUGCCCGACCUGGGACCAAUUGGAGCCAAUGGCUUGGCCAAUCCUCGUGAUUUCUUGAUACCUGUUGCCUGGUAUGAAGAUCGCCAAGUGCCAGGUGGUUACACUGUGAUUAAUAAAUACCAAGGAAAACUGUUUGCUGCCAAACAGGACGUCUCCCCAUUCAAUGUCAUCGCCUGGCAUGGGAACUACACCCCCUACAAGUACAACUUGGAGAACUUCAUGGUCAUCAACGCAGUGGCCUUUGACCACGCAGACCCAUCCAUUUUCACAGUAUUAACUGCCAAGUCUCUCCGCCCUGGAGUGGCCAUCGCUGAUUUUGUCAUCUUUCCUCCUCGAUGGGGGGUUGCUGAUAAGACCUUCAGGCCUCCUUAUUACCACAGGAACUGCAUGAGUGAAUUCAUGGGGCUCAUCAAAGGCCACUAUGAGGCAAAGCAAGGCAGCUUCCUGCCAGGAGGAGGCAGCCUACACAGUGCCAUGACUCCCCAUGGGCCCGAUGCCGACUGCUUCGAGAAGGCCAGCAAAGCCAAGCUGGCACCUGAGAGGAUUGCUGAUGGCACCAUGGCAUUUAUGUUUGAGUCUUCUCUAAAUAUGGCCGUCACUAAGUGGGGGCUCAAGACCUCUCCUGGUUUGGAUGAGAACUACUACAAGUGCUGGGAGCCUCUCAAGAGCCGCUUCACACCCAAUUCCAGGAACCCAGCAGGAGCUAACUGAGACUGGAGCGUUGCUACCAUAGUUGUUCCUUUAAAAUCUCAUGACUUCAGGCACUAUUAGGGGAGGAGGCGGGUUAAAAUGAGAACUCACUUUUUUACUGUCAAGUGAUUGAAACAUUUGUAGAAAUGUAUUUGGAAAUUUAUAUGUCUGUCAGCUUAAUUAUUCAAUAAAUACUUGCUGGCAUUGUA